Prunus avium (sweet cherry) is the source of this 1164-nucleotide messenger RNA. The record is from RefSeq and is a predicted model, not a curated record. Lineage: Eukaryota; Viridiplantae; Streptophyta; Magnoliopsida; Rosales; Rosaceae.
CAUACCUAUAUUUUCUAGGUAAGUUGGUUAAAGAAAGAUUCAAGCUUAUAACUCCCACCCCAACCCGGUGGGAAUCAGAAUAGGUGCCCACCCUAGGCUCAAUAGAUUAAAUAAAAGUAUGCGAAAUGCAGGCAAGGUUCUUAGGGUGGGUGGGAACCUCUUCUUAUUCCCACCUAAAAUGAUCAAAUCAUAGCGUGGGAAUGGAUUGAGAAGAUGGAUAUAGCUCACUACCCAGCUCAAGAUGAAGUGGUUUGGACUGCAACGGCUAAUGGCAAAUUCACAUUGGCUUCAGCAUGGAAUGAAAUCCGUAGGCGCAGCUCCAAGGUCAGUUGGUCGAAAUUUCUCUGGUAGAAUUCCGAAAUUUGCAUUUUCUGCUUGGUUGGCUUUACAUGGACGGUUUUUAACCAUCGACCAAUUACAAAGAAGAGGCUUGCAAUUGGUGAACCAGUGUGUCUUGUGUUGGUCUGCCAUGGAAUCAAUAGACCACUUGUUUUUCAAUUGUGCUUAUACAGCUUGGAUCUGGAGAUCAUUGCUGGGAAGAGCGGGUUGUAGAAGACGUCCAAGAAGGAAUUUACAGCAGGAAGUGGAAAUCUUGAUGACCUGUUUUGGACAACAUGAUCUACUUGGGGCGACAAUGCGUAUAGCCUUUUCAGCAUCAAGAUGGCAUGUGUGGACAGAACGAAACAACAGGAUCUUUCGUGGGACCUGUUCGCAUAAAAAGCAAGUGCUAAGACGCAUUGUACAAGACGUAGUAAGCAAAGCAGCUCGAUCCCGAUGGAAGCCGAGAGAUGGAAACCAGCGUGACCUGCUAUUCGAGAAAUGGGGUAUCCAGGCCGAGGUUCCAAUUGAACAAGGAAGAAGCGUGAAGUGGUCUAUUCCGGAGUCAGGUACAUGGAAGGCCAAUGCUGAUGCAGCCUUGAAGGAUGAGAAGGGUGGACUUGGGGCGCUAAUCAGAGAUGAAAAUGGAGCUAUGUGCGUGGGCAAAACAGGUAGAGGUAGCACCCAUCUUUGUUCUUGAACUCAGAGCGAUCAAGGAAAGAGUGGAGAUGGCAUUACAAAAAGGGUGGAGUCGACUAGAGAUCGAGACGGACUCGUUGUUGGCCAAGCAAUGCCUCUUGCAUGAAGUAAAAAGACCAUGGGCAAGCCUCCAUUUUGUGAGAAGCA